GUCAAUUUGGGGGUUGGCGACCAUUCGUUACUUUGCGACCGUUUUAAGCUAAUACUGCAGCAAUACUUAAAUAAUAAGCAUUAUAUCCUUCUCUUUCACACGAACUUCAGCUAGCGCAAAGUAAGAUAAUACUAUUCCUCGGGUUUCUUAAAAUUGGCAGGAUAACAUUAAACGUGUGACGACAGGCUUUCCUUCAUUUCGUUGCCAAUGCCAGCCGUGUGUGCACGCUCGCAAAAUAAGAAAAAAAUUAGUAAACACAUGCUGUUUUCGAAGUGAGUAUUUUCCUUACUUUUCUACUUUUGCGGGUCAUGAUAGUUUUUACAAUGUCUAUAGUGCUUGGAUCAUACGUUUUUGCAAUUAUUUAAUGAAGAAUAUAAUUAAAUAUCUAAAAAACACGGUGGUCGCAUACUCAUACAUGGAUUUUGUAGAUAUUUUAUUUUGCGGCCGGGUGGUCGGUUUACUGACAUCUUGAGUCAUAAAUAAUUUGUCUUUUUCUUACACUUAAUACAAUUAAAGUAUUGAUUACGAAUAUACAAUUGAUUUUGUAGCGUGACGAGAGCACUACUGUUAGUUUGCGGCCGCCAAAACAUACUUAAAUCUUUAGAUUUUUGUGUUGAUGUGGUCGUAAUCUGACUAUCGCAAAUUAAGAUUUUGUUUUACGACCACCUAAUCAUUAUAGGCGCGUUUGGAUGCCGUAAUCUAGUUCGAUAAGGUCAAUAUGCGGCCACCGUUGGAAUACUUGGAAUGUAAAGAAUUUUUUCAAUAAUAAAAUAAACCACGUGUUAUUUUGAAGAGAUAUAAAUAAAGUAAAGCAAUUUUAUUACUUUACAGAUGUCGAAUGCAUCAAAAAAGAAAAAAACUGCUAACUAUCCACCAAAAAAUCUGGAACUGGCCCUUAAAGAAAUUAGAGAGGAUAAGAAAGGAAUCAGGGAAACCUCUAGAAAAUAUGGGAUUCCUAGGACUACCAUCCAAGACAGGCUUAUCGGGAAAAGGGCCGAUGAGUUAAAAAACCGAGGACCAGAACCUAUCCUAGAACAAUUAAAUCGACCAAGGCCUGAAAUAACUAAUCAAGAUCUGAAUUGUACACGAAAAGUCUUGCGUCAUUUAAGGCCAAUACUAAAAACAAAAAAAGUGGACGUAAACCUUAUUUUAAGAGAAAUUAAAAAAUUGAGAAACACGGAACCACAAGAUACCCAAAUCUUGUAUGAAACCGGAUCCGAAGAUAGGACCAAUUCAACAGUUCACCUAUCAGCUUCUAUAACAGCAGGAGAAGUAAAUACAAACAAUUCGAAUAAUUCAAUCGAGACGCAUUUCUCUAGCCUUGGCCAUAGCGGUGACCAAUUGAUAUUAUUACAGGAUAAUAAUGUUACGAACGCAAACCCUUGCCAUGACAUAUCGGUCGAAGUGGAUGUACAUAACGUGCAUGGAUCAUUGUCCCCAAAUUCACAACUAGAAAACCAAGCAGCUCAUGAGGAAAUUGACGAAACUCUUUCAACGUUCCACAUUUCCGGCAGUUACCUAGAGCACGGGUCUUUAGUAUCUUUGGAUGAUGUUCUUAUAAUUCCACUUCAAACAAGUACACCGUCACACCCAGAACAUCAAACUUCUGUAGCUGAAGCAUCUCAAAAUAACUCCAGUCAACCAGAUGCUAUACAAUUCAAGGUACCAAUGGCCAAGGUUGGUUUACUUCCUGAGUGCACUGAAAAAAUAUGUGAUACUACUCCAAAUUUACCUUUACUGUCACUAAAUGACGUAAUAAUCAUGCCUGAUAGUUCAGAACCGCCAUCUUUCAAUCCAAAAACCUUCUCUUCUCAGCCAAAUAAUUCAACACAAUCAACGCCCUUAUUACAGGAAUUAACUUUUGUUACUGAAAACAUACAAUCAGACAGUAGUGAGUCACAAUUUAAUCCUAAAUCUACCAACCCACAUGAAAUAUUCAAAAAACAUUUAUUUGUUCCUCAACCUUUGGAAAAAUCAAAGCAAACUGUUACCAAACCUAGACUUCCUGCUGCCAUUUCAAGCAGAAAGUGGCGUGAGUUUUACGAAGAAAAGGAAAAUAUAAAGAUUAAAAAAAAUGAAGCUGUAAAGCGUAAACAGGAAGUAUCAAAAAGAAAGAAACUGGAAAUGCAACAAGCUAAGAAAAAGAAGUUGAAAUCUCGCAAAUCACUAAAGACAAAUGUGCAAGUUAUGAAAGAAAAUUGUGCUCAGUGCACAGAUAUAUUAAACAGUGACACCGAGGAUGAUGAAAAUAAAAAUAUUGGUUGCGAUUUUUGCACCAAAUGGUUUCAUUUUAAGUGUACCCAUUUUAAAGGAUUAACGUACAAUCAGGCCAAAGAUAUGCCCUUUAAGUGUACUCCUUGUAUUUUAGAAGAAAAAUAAUGUAGCAUUAUUUUUACAGUUAGUUUUUUUUCUUCGCAAUAACUAUUAUUUUAUUCUUCUAUGCAAAGCAGGCAAAUGUGAAGUGAUUACCUACUUAAUAUUAUUGAUCAUAUUUUUGUAAUAUACAUAUUAUAUUAUAUAAAUUAUUUUUAAGUCAUAAAAAAACAGAAAACAAGACUAAAUGUAUAGCUAAGUUCAAGUAAAAAUUUUGCCUGAAAGAUUAUAUUUAUUGUUGAUUUAUAUAUUAUUAUUUAUAUUAUUUUUGUUGGUUGAUUAUUAUUAUAUAUGACGUUAUUAGGUAUCUAUUGUUACAAAACUAUCUACUAAAAAGACAAAUGAAGACUGGGUAAGGAGCUUAGUGUAAGUUAACAUUGAGCAAGACUUUUAAUAUUGUUUGUGUUUGUGUUUUUUGAAAUAUUUUUUUAUAUAAAGUGAAUGCAACUAGAGUUUAAAAUAGUAGCUCAGUUUAAGUUAAGAUUUAUUAAGAAGUUCAGAUGUGCCGCCUAAGCUGAUGUUCAUGUGAAAAGUAAUUUAGUCAGGCUAUUAUGUGUUGAUUUUGAAUCUAUUUAGCAUUUAUAGAUACUCUUAUACUUAA
Maniola jurtina (meadow brown) is the source of this 2974-nucleotide messenger RNA. RefSeq lists its product as uncharacterized. NCBI's taxonomy places the organism in Eukaryota, Metazoa, Arthropoda, Insecta, Lepidoptera, Nymphalidae. Gene Ontology annotation, molecular function: DNA binding. The record is from RefSeq and is a predicted model, not a curated record. The transcript has 2 exons. Bases 832 to 2379 code for a protein of 515 amino acids.